AUGAUGAAGCCUUCGUUGCUCUUCGCGUUAUUAUGUUUGCUUCAAAUCAGCAAACUAGGGUUUUGCUUAAAAGAAGCUAAUAAGGAUAAAAACAGAGUUGUAAGCGUCACUGAUUUUGGGGCCAUAGGAGAUGGGAAGAACGAUGAUUCUCAGGCUUUUCUUAAAGCAUGGGAAUCUGUAUGCGAAAGAGGAAGUCGUAAUACAAAGUUUCUAGUCCCUCCAGGGAAAACCUUUAUGCUUAAACCUCUUGCAUUCGUCGGUCCAUGCAAGUCUUCCUCCAUCUCCUUUUCGAUAAGAGGUAAUCUUGUGGCACCGGGUUACACUUGGCCUGUGGGAAGAUACCCAACAUGGAUUAGUUUUGACAGUAUCAACGGUCUAGUUGUCUCCGGAGGCGGCACCAUCGACGGUCGUGGUUCUUUGUGGUGGGGCAAAGGUCAUACUCGCCCCUCCGCAAUGCAUUUCAACGGCUGUAAUGGACUUAGGAUGUACAAUCUCCGACACUUGAACAGCCCUCGGAACCACAUAAGUCUAAGCUGUUCAAAGAACAUGCAUCUCUGGGGUCUGAGAUUGAUUGCACCUGGGGACAGUCCCAACACGGACGGUAUUGACAUAUCGAAUGCUAUAGGAGUCGAUAUACGCGACUGUAUCAUCUCCACUGGAGAUGAUUGCAUCGCCAUCAAUGGGGGUUCCUCUUUUAUCAACAUGACCCGCAUCUUUUGUGGCCCCGGUCAUGGCAUCAGUGUAGGAAGUCUUGGAGAAAAUGGUGAAUUUGCAACCGUUGAAGAAGUGAGAGUGAAGAACUGCACUUUCACAAACACACAGAACGGUGUCCGGAUCAAGACAUUCCAGAACGGAUCAGGAUAUGCUCGGAAAAUCUCAUUCGAGGAUAUCAACAUGGUCGCUUCAGAGAACCCUGUUAUCAUCGACCAGAAAUACAACAAUCAUGGGAGCAAGAAUGGAAGAUUAAACAGCUACCAAAGCUGUCAUUUAACCAGCUCGUUAGGAGAAGCACGGAGUAAGUCAGUUAAUGGCAAAGGCGUGAAAGUGAGCGAUGUGCGUUACACCAGAAUCCACGGGUCAUCUGCGAGCGAUCAAGCCAUCACAUUGAACUGCGACGCGGAUUUGGGGUGUGCGAAUAUAGUGAUGGACCAUGUGAAUAUGGUUUCGGCAACAUCAGGACACAAAGUGUUUGCUUCCUGCAACAAUGCUCAUGGGAGCUAUGUUUCUUCACUAGCGAGUUGUCUCACAAAGGGAUGA
Arabis nemorensis is the source of this 1257-nucleotide messenger RNA. Lineage: Eukaryota; Viridiplantae; Streptophyta; Magnoliopsida; Brassicales; Brassicaceae. The record is from the annotation of a GenBank genome assembly.